UAUAUAAUAUUAUAAACAGACAAAGAAGACCUGGUUGGGUUCAUAUAUAUGUUCUUCCAUUUUUUUAGCUUGCAAAGAACUCCAUGUAGGAGAAUUUCCUGGUUUUUGUCUUGCUCUAGCUCCAACAAAAUCCCAAGUUUUCUUGUUUGUGUUUUGUUUUUGUUGUUUUAUUAAAAUAAACAAAUAAAUCUUCUGCUCUUGUGUGAUGAGCACCAGGAACUAGGAAUAAGAGAAGAAGGAAACAAGAGAGUGAUUUGGAAGGAAGAGAAAAGAAAGACAAAAGUUGUUGGUUUUUUAUUAAAAGAUCUUUAUUUUUAUUUUUAUUUUUAUCUUUUUUCCUUUGUUCAAUGUCAAAUAUCACAGGUGAUAAUGGAGGGAGCUUCUCUUCAGGCAACACUGCUGGAGAAGAAGUUCAACAACAACAAGAGCAAGUAAAAAACUUUCAUGGCUCAAACUCUUUGCUUUCAACUAACAGCAGUGGCUCCACCACUCCACAAGAUCAGCAGCCUCCAUCAGCUAAGAAGAAAAGAAACCUUCCAGGAACUCCUGAUCCCAAUGCAGAAGUGAUUGCUCUAUCACCAAAGACCCUUUUGGCCACAAACCGUUUUGUAUGUGAAAUUUGCAACAAAGGGUUCCAAAGGGACCAAAACCUUCAACUUCACCGGCGGGGCCAUAAUCUGCCAUGGAAACUUAGGCAAAGAACAAGCAAUGAAAUCCGGAAAAGGGUUUAUGUCUGCCCUGAACCUUCAUGCGUGCACCAUAACCCGGCUCGUGCUCUUGGCGAUCUUACAGGGAUCAAGAAGCAUUUUUGUCGAAAACAUGGAGAGAAAAAAUGGAAAUGCGAUAAGUGCUCGAAGAAAUAUGCUGUGCAAUCGGAUUGGAAAGCUCAUUCAAAGACAUGUGGCACAAAGGAAUACAAAUGUGACUGUGGCACCAUUUUCUCCAGGAGAGACAGUUUUAUCACCCACAGAGCUUUUUGUGACGCCCUAACUGAAGAAAACAACAAAGCAAGCCAAGGCCUUGUAGCCAUUAACGUGGGAUCAAACUUACAAGGCCAAGUUCCCGAUCAGCUCAUUCCUGCAAUUCCUAUCAACAACAGUCAUGACACAUCUGCCAUGAAUGUUUCUGAUUCAUUCAGCCAUGACACCAAAAGCCCUAUACAGCUCUUAAACAUGGCAGGAAGUAUGUUCUCCAACAAUCCCGGAAACCUGUUUGGUGGAGCGAAAAGUCAUGUUUCAAAUUCUUCCUCCUCUUGCCUGCAACUGACCGCGAAUUCGUCAACAUUAUUUGAAGGAAAUGGACACCUUUACUCUGGCCUAGCCUCCAUGUCUGCCACUGCAUUGUUACAGAAAGCAGCUCAAAUGGGAGCAACUGCUAGUACUGGUAGCCUGAACUCUCCCUUGAUGGGGAAAAGUUUCACUACAAGCAUGGCCCCACCAUCGUUUGUUUCGAUGCAAACGCAGAAUAAUAAUCAAUCACAAGUUCUAGGAGAUGAUUCUGAAUUCACCAACCAGUUCAUGCAGAAAAGCCAACAAGAAAUACAGUCAGAGUUUUUCAAUGCAAAUGGAGGGGUUGAUCAAAGUUCAGCUGUCAACAAUAUGGGGAUGUUUUCGGGGGUUUUUGAUCAAAACAGUGCAUUGUUAAAGAGUGUAGAGAACGAUCAGCGCGGUGCAAGUACAAAUUCAGGGUUGAGUACGCCAAGAACUACUUGUUUAUCAGGCUUCAGUGGGGAUAUGAUGACUGUUGAUUUCUUGGGGAUUGGCGGAUCAAGACCCAGGCCUCUACUUGAAAAACAGCACCUUCAUCAACAACAGCAAGAUUUAGAUGAGUUUGGAGGAAUUGACCAGGCAAGACUGCUAGGCUUAAGCCAUUUUCAACAACAUACAGCGUUGGAGAAACCAAUGUGGAAAGUUUAAAAUUAAAGCAGCUAGCUAGAUCUCCAAUAAAACUCCUUUCCCUA
This is a messenger RNA of Durio zibethinus, 1960 nucleotides long. RefSeq names its product zinc finger protein GAI-ASSOCIATED FACTOR 1-like. The record is from RefSeq and is a predicted model, not a curated record. Gene Ontology annotation, cellular component: nucleus. Gene Ontology annotation, molecular function: DNA-binding transcription factor activity. Lineage: Eukaryota; Viridiplantae; Streptophyta; Magnoliopsida; Malvales; Malvaceae.